Messenger RNA from Chondrus crispus (carragheen), 2436 nucleotides. RefSeq names its product DNA topoisomerase. The coding region runs from base 1 to 2163 and encodes 720 amino acids. Gene Ontology annotation, biological process: chromosome segregation; DNA topological change; DNA replication. Gene Ontology annotation, molecular function: DNA topoisomerase type I (single strand cut, ATP-independent) activity; DNA binding. NCBI's taxonomy places the organism in Eukaryota, Rhodophyta, Florideophyceae, Gigartinales, Gigartinaceae. The transcript has 2 exons. The record is from RefSeq and is a predicted model, not a curated record. Gene Ontology annotation, cellular component: nucleolus; chromosome.
AUGACUACCGCCACUAAGCGAGCACGCCCCAUCCCAGCUAUUGAGUCCUCGGAUGAGGAUGAUGAACUUCCUUUAAUUAAUCGUCGCGUGUCGAAGAAGCCACGUGUUUCACUAAGUUCUGCAAGCGCGUCGAAUUCUACUAGUGCACAAACGAAGUCUCGUUUGAAGCAACGCUCCUCUUCUGAUCGUGUCCUCGCUGAUGCCAGGAGACAACGUCGUCAAAACGGCACCACUACCGUUGUUCGCCCAAAUCCUGCUGCCGCCAAAGGGAGACGGGCGAAGAAAGAAGAGGCCAAACUAGAACCAAUUCCAGUCGAAGAAAAAAAACCAAAGCGGGAAGGUCAAUCCUCCAGCAGCGAUCAAGGAAAAGAUAAUGGUGGGUAUCGAUGGUGGGAUGAAGGUGAGGGAGAAAGAAAUUCUGGUAUCAAGUGGACUACCCUGUUACACAAUGCUGUUAUUUUUCCUCCAGAAUAUGAACCGCAUGGGAUACCGCUUCUCUAUAACGGUAAAGCUGUUGAGCUUUCUGCAGAAUCAGAAGAGAUUGCCACUUUUUAUGCUGCAAAGCUCGCAACUGACUACGUGCAGAAACCUACGUUUCAGCGAAACUUCUUCGACGACUUCCGCCAUUCUCUACGUUCGACCAGUGCGCAUCGUAUCAUUAAGAAGCUUGAACUCUGUGACUUCUCUCGUAUCCAUGCCCAUCUAGAGAAAAAGAAGCAGGAGAAGAAAGACAUUCCAGCCGCAGAAAAAAAGAAGCUUCGCGAGGAGGAAGCGGUGCGGUGCAAAAAAUAUACCGUAGCAUUGGUCGAUGGGCGGGAGGAGAAAGUCGGCAACUUUCGUGUUGAACCUCCAGGCCUCUUUUUGGGACGUGGGGAGCAUCCCAAAAUGGGCAAAGUCAAGUCUCGUAUAUAUCCUGAAGAUAUCACGAUCAAUGUAGGCCAUGAUGCAGAAAUUCCUCCCUGUCCCUUGGAAGGGCAUAAGUGGGGGAAGAUUAUCCACAAAAGAGAUGUGACUUGGCUUUGCUUCUGGAAGGAUACGAUCACCGGUGGUUCCAAGUAUGUAUGGCUUGCCGCGGGAUCCGCAUUCAAGGGUAUGUCAGACCAUGCCAAGUUCGAAAAGGCCCGUCGUCUCUCUCAGUACAUCGAACAGAUUCGGCGAGACUACCGACAAGGCUGGAAGGCAAAGGGGAAGGAACCCAAACAGCGAGCCACAGCCAUGUAUCUCAUCGAUAAGCUUGCGCUUCGAGUGGGAAACGAGAAGGGAGAGGAUGAAGCAGACACAGUAGGUUGCUGCUCACUACGCGUUGAACACAUCAAGUUUGUGCCACCGAGGACCAUAGAGCUGGACUUUUUGGGCAAGGACAGCAUCCGUUACUUCAAUUCCGUUCAGGUUGAAAAGGAAGUCUACGAGAACCUGAAAUUAUUUUGUCGAAACAAAAAACCCGGGGAAGAUAUCUUUCAUCGUCUCACAGUGACCGGUCUCAAUGAUUAUCUGAAAUCACUUAUGGAUGGCCUAAGUGCCAAGGUUUUCCGUACUUACAACGCGUCGGUUACGUUAGACAAUCUCAUUUCGAAUACACCCGCUCGCUCAGAUCUUCUCGAGAAGAUUGUGUUCUACAAUCAACAAAACAAGGAAGUCGCCAUUUUGUGUAAUCAUCAGAGAGCUCUUCCCAAGGCGCAUGGGUCUCAAAUGGAGAAAAUGGACAAAAAAGUUGUCGAUACCCAGCAGUGGUUGACCGAGUUGAAACGUGGCCGGAAUAAAAUCAACAAGUCGAAAGGGUCGAUUGAUUCGGUUGAUCUCAUCCAAUGGAUGCCUGAAAAGCCGGUAUUUACGGAAGACAUGGAUGAUAAGGAGCGCGCUGCCGAACGAAAACGUGCAGCCGCCGCCCCGAGGGUGAAAACCGCGCGCGUGAAAAAACUCCCUCAGAUUGAGACAGCAAUUAAAUCUGUUUCGGAAAGACUUGCAAAGUUGAAAGCAGACAUGCAAGUGAAGGAGGAUAUGAAGACCGUGGCACUUGGGACUUCCAAGAUUAACUAUCUUGACCCCCGGAUCACUGUCGCCUGGUGUAAGAAGCGCGAAGUGCCUAUCGAGCGGAUCUUUGCUAAGACUCUUUUAGUGAAGUUUGCCUGGGCCAUGGAAACGUCUGAGGACUUCCGUUUCUGACAACUUGGCGAUCCUAAAAUUAAUCUUUGAACAUAGCCACCUCUACCGCGGGUGUUUCCCGGAGACUUUGAUGUUGGUCUGCCACGCAUCCCCACCAAGGUAGGCACACGAUGCCCCCAUGCUUAGCAAUUAUUCACUGACUUCCGUAGGCGAACGUAGCUCGACUCACCUCACCAGCGAGGGUAAACACAUUUUGAUUUCUAGCGGUACUGGUCAGUGCACCCUCUUGUACUGCAUGCUUUGUUGUGUUAUAAACUUGCGCAAACCGUACGA